Cyclocybe aegerita is the source of this 1965-nucleotide messenger RNA. Lineage: Eukaryota; Fungi; Basidiomycota; Agaricomycetes; Agaricales; Hemipholiotaceae. The record is from the annotation of a GenBank genome assembly.
AUGGGACUGUAUUUACGCGGCGGAAUCUUGCCAAACAACUCGGGUCAUCGGCGGCCUCGACGUCGGGAAGUCGCGCUCAUCGUCUCUGACCGUGUCCACCGCCUGUCCAUGCCGCCAGGACCGGCGUACAGCUGGUUCUGCGUGCUAAACUCUGCCGCUGAAAUACUCUCUCAUGCUGCGCGACAUAGAGCGGACCAGUUUGCACCGACGGCGGCGGUAGCUGCGAAUGCAAGUCCUCGAAAACGGAGACGAACUGAGGAACCAGUGGAAGCUACGCGUCCAGUAAAGGUCCAUGGCGAAGGAUCUAUUGCAAAAGACGCGACUUUAGCCCCAGAAGCCCUGGCAGAACAUGGAACUGUCGACCCGAUCCUGCCCAAACUCGACGAGGCGCCGACACCAGCAGACGAAAAACCACCGGCGCUGCCAAGGAUGCCUCCGCAAGUGCACUCAGAGUUGCGUUCAGCCACUGAGCUCAUCUUGAAGACAGCCCGAAAGCCUCUCGCUGUGUUAGAAAUGGAUAGGACUGUCGAUGUACUGGCCGAGGAGAUUGUUUCGGCAUCUCUACCACACCCGAUACCUCCAUCUGUCUCUCGUAACUUGAAAUCUUCCAAAGUACCGUCGUCGCGGAUAGGAAGAUUAUUUCACUACGGAGGCUUAGCAGCGUCCCUUGGAUAUGGCGCUGCGUCAGAGAUAAUACGACGGACUGGGUCGAGUUCUGAGGGCCAGUCGUCGGUUAUGAUGACUGAGGCAAAUAUCAAGCGCCUGGUGUCGAAGUUAUCUCAGAUGAGAGGAGCGGCUCUGAAGCUUGGGCAAUUCAUGAGCAUACAAGACACGCACGUCCUCCCUCCGGAGAUUGACAAGAUAUUCCGGAGAGUGCAAGACAGCGCGCAUUACAUGCCCGACUGGCAAAUGGAGCAAGUCAUGACCUCAGCCCUCGGGCCCUCCUGGCAAACCAAUUUCGCGCACUUCGACCGACUCCCCUUUGCCGCCGCCUCCAUCGGCCAAGUUCACACCGCCAUCCUCUCGCCUUCCGUCUCUGCCACCGGCAGGCCAGAGCCCGUCGCCGUCAAAAUCCAAUUCCCCAACAUCGUCAACUCGAUAGAGAGUGACCUUGGGUACAUUAAGCUCCUCCUUACCGCUGCCAAACUGCUGCCAAAAGGGUUGUUCCUGGAUAAGACGAUCCAGGUGAUGAAGGGCGAGCUGGCGGACGAGUGCGACUAUGUGCGCGAGGCGGGGUUCUUGAGGGCGUUUGGGACGCCGGAGUAUUUGGGGGGUGACGAGAGGUAUAAGGUACCGUGGGUAUGGGAGGGCAGCACUGCGACUGUGCUGGUUAUGGAGAAGGUGAAUGGGUUUAGUGUGGGUGAAGCGAAUGUUAAUAAUCUCAGUAAGAGGGAUCGAGACGACAUCGCCGCGAGGAUUAUCGAGCUCUGCUUGAAAGAGCUAUUUGAAUUCCGAGCUAUGCAGACCGACCCUAACUGGACCAACUUCCUUUGGAAUCCAGAAUCCCGCCAGGUUGAACUCGUCGAUUUUGGUGCGACGCGCACAUAUACGAAGGAGUUUAUGGACAACUGGCUCCAUCUACUCCAAACCGCUGCCUCGGGCGAGAAGGAUGCAUGCAUCGAAUGGAGCAUCAAACUUGGCUAUCUAACUGGCGAAGAGAACGAAGUCAUGCUUGACGCGCAUGUCAACUCGAUGACACUCCUCGCCGCGCCGUUCAAAGCCGACACACCUCAACCCUUCUCGUUCGGGCAAGGCACACAAUGGUCAGAAAUUACUGCUCAAAUCCGUGCUCAAAUCCCUGUGAUGCUGGAGCACCGUCUCACACCGCCGCCUAAGGAGACGUAUAGCUUGAAUCGGAAACUGAGCGGAGCGUUCCUUCUUGCGUCCCGGCUUGGGGCGACUAUUGACACGAAGGCGAUAUGGGACAAGGUGGUCGACAAGUACGAGUUUGGCUCAUCGCAGUGA